Lycium ferocissimum is the source of this 1714-nucleotide messenger RNA. Its product is annotated as heterogeneous nuclear ribonucleoprotein 1-like. Bases 190 to 1338 code for a protein of 382 amino acids. NCBI's taxonomy places the organism in Eukaryota, Viridiplantae, Streptophyta, Magnoliopsida, Solanales, Solanaceae. Gene Ontology annotation, molecular function: RNA binding. The transcript has 7 exons. Gene Ontology annotation, biological process: regulation of gene expression. The record is from RefSeq and is a predicted model, not a curated record. Gene Ontology annotation, cellular component: nucleoplasm.
AGAAUCGAACCCAACCUAUAAGAAGUCCAGCUCGGCGGCAAUUUGCUAAUCUCCACCAUACGAAAAAGCGCAAAGCAGCAGCAGCAGCUAGGGUUUCUUCUCACUAUUCAAUUUCGUCUAAUUUCACAAGCUUUCUACGCCUCUGCUAAUUUAUCAAAGGUAGUUAGAGAAAGAAAUAAUAGGAACCAAAUGGAUUAUGAUGUAGCUGAACAAAACGUUGCCGUUUACGGCGAUAACACAGAAGAGAUGGAACGAAACGAUGAAUUAAAGCCGUCAAUUGAUGAUUCUUCUGCAGGAAAGCUUUUUGUUGGAGGCAUUGCUUGGGAGACCAGAGAAGAAUCUUUUAGGAAGUAUUUCAGCAGGUUCGGAGAGAUAACAGAUUGUGUAAUAAUGAUGGAUAAGAUCUCUGGUAGGCCACGGGGAUUUGGAUUUGUAACAUUUGCUGACCCAGAAGUUGCAAAUAAGGUUUUAGAGGAAGACCACGUGAUAGACGGUAGAACGGUGGAAGUGAAGAGGACAGUACCCAAGGAGGACAUGCAAGUCAAAGGAGCUCCAAAAACAAAGAAAAUUUUUGUCGGCGGCCUUCCAAUAUCUUUAACCGAAGAUGAGUUGAAGGAAUAUUUUUCUUCGUAUGGCUAUGUUCUGGAGCAACAAAUCAUGCUGGACCGCGAAACUGGUCGAUCCCGAGGCUUUGGCUUCGUGACUUUUGAUAGUGAAGAUGCCGUUGAGAAAGUUUUAAACAAUGGCCGUAUGCAUGAAAUCAGUGGCAAACAAGUUGAAAUUAAGAGGGCUGAGCCAAAAAGAGCUGGUGCUGAACAUGCAAAUGAGAGCAGGCAGCGUCGUGGUGGAAGUGGUUCUAGAUCAUACAAUGGGUUUGGUGGAUCUGAAGGAGGAGGGUUUGGUGGAUAUGGUGGAAGGAUGGGUAGAGGGUAUGGCGGCGGAUAUGGAGGCUAUAGUGGCGGCAGCGGCGGCGGAGGAUAUGGUGGUUAUGGAAACAUGGGAGCAAGUUAUGGCGGAGGUGGUGGCUAUGGUGGUUAUGGAAACAUGGGAGGAAGUUAUGGUGGAUAUGGUUAUGGAUUUGGGUUUAGUGGACCUAUGUAUGGAGCAGCUGGGUAUGGAGGCGCUAGCUAUGGUGCUGCUGGUAGCUAUGGUGGUCCCACUGGGUAUGCUGGCGGUAGAGGAUAUACAAGUGGUGAUGAUGGUAGCUGGUAUGGUGGGGCUAAAGGCUCUGUAUCUUUCAAUGCUAAAGGGUACGACACUGGUGGUAGCUCUGGAGGUGCUAAAGCAUAUGGGAAUGGUGGUGCUGCUGGCGGAAGGUUUCAUCCUUACCGGAAUUGAGACGAGUCUAAUGUUGCAAUUGUUUUGACUGGCUCAAGCUAGAUGUAAAAUCGUUGCUGCUGAGAUUUCUUUGUGGCUGAUGAUUCAGUUAGAUGUAAUCUGCUUAAUUUUUGAGUAAACCAUCUGUAGAUUGUAUUAGCAUACUGAUCUGAGUGAACUAUAACAGUCUCUUGGCUUAAGUUAUUUUACCCUUUCUGUUAAGGUAAGGGGAAGAAGUUGCAAACUUUGUAGUACCGAUCUCAAAUUUGGAUACUGUUGCUUCUACCGACCGGGCUAUUCGCUAGUUGGUAAAUUAGAGGUGUGCUGUACAUAUUAAAACAACUUUUCAUUUUUUCAGAGAAACUAUGCAGAAGGCUAGAAGCCAUUGUUUUGUGUU